GUAGCUCGUCUUAGGGGUGUCCACGAUGGCCUGUUUACUGGUCAGAUUGAUGCAGUAGAUACCAGUGCAGCAACGUAUCGUGUGACCUUUGACAGAAAUGGGCUCGGCACACACACUGUUCCUGACUACGAAGUGCUUAGUAAUGAACCUCAUGAGACGAUGCCCAUAUCUGCUUUCGCUCAGAAACAGAGGCCACCUCGUUUCCAGAACUUUCUGACCCCACCCCGCGGGUCCUAUCCCGGCUCAACCCAGUCCAUCUUAAUGGAUAAUGACCCUCUGUUCAGUCAAUCCCCCUGGAGAAGUAAACUGACAGGAACUGAUGGAGAGACACUGGGUGGCUUUCCUGUCAAGUUUCUUGUGCAAGUGACACGCCUGUCCAAAAUCCUCAUGAUUAAAAAAGAACACAUUAAGCAUUUGAAGGAGAUGAACACAGAAGCUGAGAAGCUGAAGUCCUAUUCCAUGCCGAUCGGAUUGGACUUGCAGAAGAGAUACGCCACAACAGUACUGGACCUGGAACAGCUUAAUAAAGACCUCAACAAAGUCCUUCAUGAAGUAAAGCAGUUUUGCUAUGAGCUGGCUCCAGAUCAGGGCAUGCAGCCUGCAGAUCAGCCCAGUGAGUUGCGACGGCGCUGUGAAGAAGAGUCACAGGAAGUUGUGCGUCAGAGUAAUGCAUUGCCUGAUGGGGAGCAACGUGUCCAGAGCCCCAGCCUCACCCAACUCGUCUCUCGUCUUACGGCACUCCUCCUGCAGAUCAGGUGUUUGGCCGAAGGGGGAGACUUGAAUUCAUUUGAAUUCAAAUCACUCACAGACUCUCUGAAUGACAUAAAGAGUUCAAUAGAUGACUCCAACCUGAGUUGUUUUCAGGAUAAUGUGGAGAUCCAUGUAGCACACAUACAGAGCGGGCUGAGCCAGCUGGGUAACCUCCAUGCUUUCUCUGCCAACAACACCAACAGAACGUGACUGAAAUAAACUUGCACACCUCCCAAUCUCAAAUACAGACAGCGACGCACCUCUUCAGCUCAUCACUUUGUUCUUUUGUGUUCAUUCUGUUUGACAUUUAUGAAAGGUCAGAAUGUAUGUUCAGUAACUGUACCUGCACAAGCAGUGUUAAAAUUCUCUGCCUGACUAGUCUGAAGAUGUUCAACUAGCUAGCAAAAAAAGUGGAGUGUGAAGCUGUUUUGUAGAUGUAACUGUUUGAUGUCAUUUCAGCUGUUGCUCACGUUCAAUUUGAUAUUUAAGUUUGCCCUUAUUUUUAUUAUUGGUGGUUUCCAACUAGGGUGUAUUUCGAAUGACACUCCUGAUUGGUGCAGUUUGUUGGACUGAAACUAUUUUGUAUAAUUUUAUUUCCUCUAUUUCUCGAAGUGUAUAACUUUGAAUGUCCUGAGAGAUGAGGUACUGUUCUGUCUGUUUUAAACUGUUCUGUAUGUUUUAAAUAUGUACAUUGUAGAUAACUGUACAGUUCACUCAAAAUAUAUCAAUAAAUCGAUCAUAUAUAGGGUAAUGUGGACAUUUUUUGACUUGCCAGAUUUAGGUAUUUUUGCAAAGCAACCAAUCGGUUUAUACAAGUCCUGUAAUAGACAGCUGUGUGGAAUGAAACAGUUUGUCUUGUCCUUAGAAGAAGAAAUAAUCACCCAAAUGCCCUACUGGUGUAUGUUUUAAAUGCGUUCGUUUUCUGUGGGGUUGUUUUUUUUAACCUGUAAGUGUAUGCAUGAGAGACGUUUGUAAAUAAAUUGAUUUCUAUUAUCUUCAUAAAGGCUCAG
This is a messenger RNA of Sinocyclocheilus grahami, 1760 nucleotides long. Its product is annotated as protein lin-9 homolog. Gene Ontology annotation, molecular function: DNA binding. The annotation marks the transcript as partial. Gene Ontology annotation, cellular component: transcription repressor complex; nucleoplasm. Lineage: Eukaryota; Metazoa; Chordata; Actinopteri; Cypriniformes; Cyprinidae. Gene Ontology annotation, biological process: DNA-templated transcription; reproductive process; regulation of cell cycle. The transcript is spliced from 8 exons. The record is from RefSeq and is a predicted model, not a curated record.